AUGUUAAGCAAUACAUCAAUCAGGGCAAUUCCGUCACAACGCCUGCUGAACUUAAAAAAAGCUAUUGAAUCCAACGGAGGGAUUAAAGGGGUGCGUGUCACGAUAGAACCUGUUCCCAAGAUUGCUGGACGCAAGAAAAUCAAGUGGGACGGUAUAAGCAGUUUGUCCAACUUCGUGAUAACAUCUGCCGGUGAGAGGUCCUUCAAGGCUUAUGGUAUCGGCGCUGGGCAUUUUCAGUCCUGGACAUCAUUUAAAGGUAUUUACUAAUUGGUUGGUAGAUGAAAACUAUUAUUCGGUCUUAGGUAAACAUUGAUUAUUUACUGGCAAAACAUGCUCAAGAAAUGGCUCGUAAUUAACGGUUAUGUUUAUAUGAUUCAUAAGAACUUUAUUGGAAAGCCUUGUCGUCACAUUAAAAAACAUGUAGCAGAGCCCAAAAAGAGCGAUAAGUCUUUCUUCUUCAAAAAGAUAACAACAUUUUAAACUACUUAUUUGUUUAUCUUAAUGUACUAUCCCACAACAACAUUUUUGCAGGUGUAAAGAAUGUACACCUAUUUGGAAACAGGCUGCGCUCACGUGGACUACCGAGUGCAAAAACUUUCAUUUAGGUGUGUGCUUUGUUGAAAUGUGUUCAUAAAUUUAUUUAGAAAUCCCACGUGAUAUAGUGAGUUCGAAUGGAUCGUGGUCGAACCAGCCGAAUAAAGCCCAGACAAGCAAAGGGAGUAUCUUCUCAUCCGGACAGUUCAACUAACGAAGAGCGACCAGCCAUUGAUGAACAGCAAGUCGGUACCGAUCCAGCUGAUAGCUAUUUGUUUUCCUGCCCAGAAGACGGCUGAAUAAAAUCCUAUAUGACUCAUGGGCGUCUGCAGCAACACCUGAAGUAUAGGAGACACAAUUUUCGACAAAACCAGAAUGUUCCUUUAUUGGACAGGGCAAAGAUAAGCUACGCAGACCGUCUGGAAGAGGAGAGAGGGGGACAAUCAUUAAUUACAAUGACAGGCUCGACAGACGUGGGUAGAACGUCUGUUUCAGAAGGAUGGGCUGGUCGGGACCCCAAAAGAACAGGCCACCGGUUCAGCGCAAAACAGAGAACAUUCCUGGAGAACAAAUUUAACGAUGGUGUAAAAACGGGCGUGAAGGCUAACCCGGAUAACGUGUCAAAGGAAAUGCGACAACUGAAAGAUCAGAAUGGGAAACGAGUCUGUACCGUUGUAGAGUUUCUUCGUGCCCAGCAGAUAUCGUCGUAUUUCUCUAGAAUGGCAUCAACGAGAAAAGGUGCCACAGAAUCGGAUGACGAAGCAGAAUAA
Messenger RNA from Paramuricea clavata, 1304 nucleotides. The record is from the annotation of a GenBank genome assembly. Lineage: Eukaryota; Metazoa; Cnidaria; Anthozoa; Malacalcyonacea; Plexauridae.